AUGUCCGACAAUGUCAAUGUCAACCCAUCAUGGAAGGGGGCCAGUACGGUCUCGAGUACCGUCAUCCGGAAUGUCACUGCCUCGUCUAGCCACUUGGCAUACUCGGCCCAUUUCUCUGGAAACACCACGACACUAUCCUCCAGGUUCACCCCCGUUGCGAACGGUGUCAUUUCGGGCCUCUUAUUUGUCCCUGACCUCUCUUUCGGCGACUCUUGUAUUCUAGAGACGGCAGCCCAUGUCCCCCUGUCCGCUGUCAGGCAGGCCGAUCUUCCGCCCAUGAACUAUCACCUAAUCGCCAUCGCGCCUUGGGUGAACGGCCGGUGCGCCGAGGCCUACUUGGAUGCUGCGCGGGCAGCUCCCGUGCGAUCCUUUCUCUUCUAUAUUCCCGGGACGGGAUCCGAUACGCCUCCGUCGGCCGACUCGUCCGAAUGGAACAUUGACGACGGACACAACUGGAUGACACGAACCAACUGGCCCGUCUACGCCGUUUCCGGCCUGGUUGGCGAGGUCAUGAUGCAGCACCUGAGCCUCUACUCGGGGAACGUGACUGAGGUUCCGUUUGGCCAGGACAUCAGUGAGCGCUAUUUCACCGACCCUGAAGAUUACCUUCGGAUCUGGACCGAACUCGACCUGAGCACGCCACCAUCAGGCCUCGAGACCUGGGCGUACGCCCUCAUUAUCAUCGGCGUGGUACUCACCGUCAUCAUCUCGACGUCACUUUUUAUGCACCUCGUCCAAGCCUGGCGGCGCCGGGGCCUUCGACGCCGCGUGAUCGCGGGAGAGGUCAACCUCGAAGCCAUGGGGAUCAAGCACCUUACAGUACCACAAAGUCACAUCAGGACGUUCCCUCUAUUUACAUACCAUUACGAGCCAGGGGUCGCCACCUCACCCACGUCCCCACGCCCGGCUAAACUCGGCCGGGCCCGGACGAGAACGGGCGGUACGGAUUUACCGGAGAGCACCACGGCGAGCCGGGCCGCACGGUCCGCCACCGUCUCCGACCUUGGUCUGAGCAGCCCCUUCACGGCAUCCACCACCGCGACAGAUUACCAGCCCAACUGUGAGAUCUGCCUCGAAGCCUACGAGAACCGGGUGACCGUCAUCCGCGAACUCCCAUGCGGGCACAUCUUCCACCCCGAGUGCAUCGACGAGUUCCUCCACGAGAUCAGCUCCCUCUGCCCCAUCUGCAAGGCGAGCAUGCUCCCCGAGGGAUACUGCCCCAAAGUCACCAACGACAUGGUGCGGCGGGAGAGUGCCAUCCGGCGGCUGCGCGGCCAUGUCGAGGUCCAAGACGACAGCGAAGAAACCACGCCGGUGAAACGCCAGGGGCGGUGGAUGCCUACCAAAGGCAGGCUUUUCGGUGGCAGGGGGCGCGGCCUGAUGUCAUCAACCUCGACCGAGCUUAGGGAAACUAAACCGAAACCCAAACCCAAACCCAAGGGGACGGAGCCACAGCGUGUUCAGCUGCAGUUGCGGCCAAGCAGACAGACAGAAGCCGAUGCCAAUGCCGAGCCGCAGUCGGCGACCUCGACGCUGGCACGGGAGCGGAUGCGAGAGCUGGCCGGUUAUGAACCGGACUACGGGGGGCCUAGCGGAACGAGAUGGCAGCGAAUACGCACGAGGAUAUUCCCGGGCUUCUCAUGA
Messenger RNA from Chaetomium fimeti, 1644 nucleotides. RefSeq lists its product as uncharacterized. Gene Ontology annotation, molecular function: ubiquitin protein ligase activity. Lineage: Eukaryota; Fungi; Ascomycota; Sordariomycetes; Sordariales; Chaetomiaceae. The record is from RefSeq and is a predicted model, not a curated record. Bases 1 to 1644 code for a protein of 547 amino acids. Gene Ontology annotation, biological process: ubiquitin-dependent protein catabolic process. The transcript has 4 exons.